AUGAACCCGAAAUUACUUUGGUCUUUCACUUUGAUCGGGUUGCUGCUGAUCGCUUCGGUCGACUGCAAGAAGAACAACAGCAAGGAUGUCAAGAGCUACAAGUGAAUCAUUAGUUUAGAUCAGAAACACAGAUUUUUAUUACUUAAAAGUCAACGCUGAAAAACUUUUCCGUACGACUUUUUGAAUGAAAAAAAAAUAUCAGGAAAAUAAGAGAUCUCAAGCACGUGAAGAAGGACAAGCCGGAAAAAAGAUCGAAAGUCGGUAAAAAUACUCUAAUGAAACUUCUGGAGGAGAUUGUUCAGUUGGAAGCUGUGGACUCGGAAAAGGUUGUCUUCUUAGAAUCACAUGAAUCCGCGAAAGAAGGCCCCACUCACUACGAAAAGUAUCCGAGCAGCAACGAGGAAGAACAAAGGCGUUCUUCGGACGGCCGUCGUCAAAUGCUCAAACCCAGAGCUCUCAAGGUUGAAAAUAGAAGCAGCUAUCAAAAAAGUUGUUCACGUUUCCAACAACAAAAGGAUCAUGUCCACUAAUUUCGAAACUUGAAGGUCCUGGCAGCAUACGAGCAAUGCAAACAGGAAUGUCGUCGUCAAAGAAAUGAGGCGCAAACUCAAGAGGUACAAAGAAAAGUCUUAAAAAUUCGAUCCGUAGUGUUUAGUACGUAGAGCAACUGAGGCAACAGCUUCAAGCGGCUGAAACAGUUUCGGCAGCAGAAGAACACGCCGAAGAAGAUCAAGAUGAAUUGCAUUACAGAGAGCCAAUUCACACUGAGCUCUAA
Caenorhabditis auriculariae is the source of this 775-nucleotide messenger RNA. The record is from the annotation of a GenBank genome assembly. NCBI's taxonomy places the organism in Eukaryota, Metazoa, Nematoda, Chromadorea, Rhabditida, Rhabditidae.